Bufo bufo (common toad) is the source of this 2395-nucleotide messenger RNA. RefSeq names its product B cell receptor associated protein 31 (gene BCAP31). Lineage: Eukaryota; Metazoa; Chordata; Amphibia; Anura; Bufonidae. Gene Ontology annotation, cellular component: endoplasmic reticulum membrane; endoplasmic reticulum. The record is from RefSeq and is a predicted model, not a curated record. Gene Ontology annotation, biological process: intracellular protein transport; endoplasmic reticulum to Golgi vesicle-mediated transport. Bases 129 to 863 code for a protein of 244 amino acids. The transcript is spliced from 8 exons.
AUACCGGAAACAGGAAGUGCAGGUGUCACUCGUCUAGUGAGUGGCUUAGUGGAACUUGGCUUGUGACUGAGCGGAGGAGUGACGCCUGGAACUUUCUCACGGUAACGGGUCCUUGCGGUUGGUGAACCAUGAGCCUCCAGUGGACUGCGGUGGCCGCCUUCCUCUAUGCGGAGGUCUUCCUCGUCUUGCUGCUGUGUAUUCCUUUUAUUUCCCCCACAAGGUGGCAGAAAAUCUUCAAAUCUCGCUUGGUGCAGCUGGCAGUGGCUUAUGGGAACACUUUCUUUGUGGUCCUGAUAGUGAUCCUAUUGCUCCUGCUGUUAGAUGCAUUCCGUGAGAUCCAGAAGUAUGGAGUCGGGGAGCAGGUGGACCUCAAGAACAACCCAAUAGCUGUGGAACAUAUUCACAUGAAGCUGUUCAGAGCCCAGCGUAACCUGUACAUUGCCGGAUUCUCUCUCCUUCUGUCUUUUCUGCUGAGGCGUCUGGUUACACUGAUAUCCAAACAAGCUACGCUCCUCGCAUCCAACGAGGCUUUCAAGAAACAAGCAGAGAGCGCAAGUGAUGCUGCCAAGAAGUACAUGGAGGAGAAUGACAAGUUUAAGAAGCAACUGAAAGCCGCCGGGGUUGAGGUUGCAGAUGUACCUGAAAUAAAUGCUGAGAAGGAGAACAAGAAGCUCCUUACAGAAGUCAAGAAACUCAAAGAAGAACUAGAGUCCACCAAGAAAUCCCUGCAGAAAUCCGAGAACGAGGUGAUCGCCAUCAAAAAGCAGAGUGAGGGCUUGACAAAGGAGUACGACCGGCUGCUGAAUGAACACGCCAAGCUGCAGGCAGUGCAAGACGGAUCAAAAGAUAAAAAGGAGGAUUGAAGAUUGUGCCAGUUGACAGCAGCUCUCCCCAUUCAGGUGCCCUGCUAUGUCCACCAGUCCUGGCAGAGUGGAAACCACCUCCCAUCUCACUACUUGCUGACAUCUUGCCUGUGUUGAGCUUUAAAGGGUUCUCUGAAAUUCCUAAAGUAUAUGUUGCCACCCAUCGUGCAAAAUGUCUGUAAUUUAUCUUCUAGUUCAGCUAGAGCACUAGCUAUGGUGGCUCUGCUUACAUUCACGUCUAUAUAUACACUGCAGUGCUGUAUGGACAGCCAUAGAAACGUCCUAUAUGAAUGCAUGUGGAAGGUAAAUGACCGUUUCAGUUCCUGCAGAAGCCACAAUCCGUGAGAACCUCUUUAAAGUGAAUCUGUCAUCAGUUUUGACACCCCCCCCCUCUCCCCCCAAAGUGAUAACACCCCUAGAUUGGUGACAAGAAUACAAGUGGAUAUCAGAUCCCUUGCAUAACUGAAAACACAAAGUUUUAAUCACCAACCGAGAUACCAGGUGUCCUGACUCCCCCCCCUGUUCCUGAGUAACAGCGCCAUAACUUGAUUUCUGUUAGAGCUAUCACUCAAUAGCAGAGGGGAGGGGUUGGGAAGGUUAGCUGGGAUGCUCCCCUGCCCUCUGGACCGUCCCCCUGCCCUCUGGACCGUCCCCCUGCCUUCAGGACGCUUGGCAUCUCAAGGUCAUUUUUUCAGUUAUGCAAGAAGUAUGUUCAACAACGUAGGCAUCCUGUAUUCUUGUCAUCUAUCUAAGGGUGAAAACUAGUGGUACGUUCGCUAUAAGAGAAGACGCCAGGCAAAACUAACACUGUAUUAAGCCUAGUGCAGGGCCUGAGAAGGCGGAGCAUGACACAACGAUUCAAGAACACCAAAGAAAGCAUCACUGUGUCAUGCUCCGCCCCCUCACACCCCUCAGUUUUCAUGGAGUAGGCUUAUAAUUCUUAGUCUGUCUACUUUCUGAUCUAUUGUAGCUUCAGGGUUAGGUUACUUCCAGGGGACUCUGCCGUCGUUCGUCUGUUAGCCAGUCUGUCUAGGCCUGUGAUGCCUAACCUCUGGCACUGCAGCUGUGGUAAAACUACGACUCCCAAGAUGUACACUUGCUUGGCUGUUCUUAGAACUCCAUAGAAAUUAAUGGAGCAUGCUGGGAGUCGUAGUUUCACCACAGCUGGACUGCCGGAGGUUAGCCAUCACUGGUAGACUCUAGGCUAUAGCUGGCCUUGUGAUGGUCCUGUAUCAGUCACGUCCUUGGCAACCCAAAGCAACGGUUACUCGACAGUAUCUGCCACGUUGUCCUGUCCUAUGAGUGGGAAGGGUGAACCAAUGACGGACAUUUUUUUUCUUUUUUAUAAUUACCACGGCACAGCUUUAACACCACGUCCUCUGCUUCAUACGUUUACAUUGACACCAAUGGGUUUAUUACACGUCUGUCUCCUUUUGCUCUCUUCUUAUGGCUCCCGCUUUUCUUUUAUGAUUUGCAUUAUCAGAAUUCCUGUGUCCAAUUGUUAUUAUAUGUAAUAAAGUGAUAUAAUUUGA